This is a messenger RNA of Drosophila rhopaloa, 3302 nucleotides long. It is a transcript of the gene DNApol-eta, whose product is annotated as DNApol-eta. Gene Ontology annotation, molecular function: DNA-directed DNA polymerase activity; damaged DNA binding. Gene Ontology annotation, cellular component: nucleus; replication fork; site of double-strand break. Bases 71 to 2794 code for a protein of 907 amino acids. Gene Ontology annotation, biological process: error-prone translesion synthesis; response to radiation. The record is from RefSeq and is a predicted model, not a curated record. The transcript is spliced from 3 exons. Lineage: Eukaryota; Metazoa; Arthropoda; Insecta; Diptera; Drosophilidae.
GAAGUCGCAGCUACGGUCACACUGCUCGCGCGCAGUGCAAUUUCGCGCAAUAAUACGAAAUACGAAAGCCAUGACCAGCUCACGCAGCCAUGUCAGCAUGCAGAGCAAAUACGACCGUGUGGUCCUGCUGGUGGACAUGGACUGCUUCUUCUGCCAGGUGGAGGAGAAGCAGCAGCCGGAGUACCGCAAUCGGCCGCUGGCCGUGGUUCAGUACAAUCCAUGGCGCGGAGGCGGCAUUAUUGCGGUGAAUUACGCCGCUCGCGCCAAGGGAGUGACGCGCCAUAUGCGCGGCGACGAGGCGAAGGACCUGUGCCCGGACAUCGUCCUCUGCCAGGUGCCAAAUAUCCGGGAGAAGGCGGACACCAGCAAGUACCGCGACGCCGGCAAGGAAGUUGCCAAUGUGCUGCAGCGCUUUACGCAGCUUCUUGAGCGCGCAUCCGUGGACGAGGCUUAUCUGGACAUCACGGAGACCGUGAAUCUACGAAUGCAGCAGAUGCAGAGCGGUGCCUUCGCUCUGAAGCCCGAGGAACUGGUUAACACCUUUGCCGUAGGCUACCCUAACAUCGGCGACUAUGUGAACAAGAUCACGAACCGCUUCGCCAAUCCCUACGUAGACGACGAACGUUUCCAGAUGUCCUACGAUCAAAACGACCUUCCCGCAGUCCGGCAGAGCGACAUUCGACUGCUGAUCGGCGCCUCUGUGGCUGGUGAGGUGCGGUUGGCGGUCAAGAAGGAGACGGGCUAUGAGUGCUCCGCGGGAAUAGCACACAACAAGAUUUUGGCAAAGCUGGCAGCCGGCAUGAACAAGCCCAACAAGCAGACCAUUCUACCGCUUGCGGAGACCGCUGCUCUCUUCGACUCCUUGCCCGUGGGCAAGAUUAAGGGGUUGGGGGGCAAGUUCGGCGAGGUGGUAUGCGAGACCCUGGGCAUAAAGUUCCUGGGCCAAGUGGUAAAGUUCACAGAGGCCGAUCUGCAGCGAAAGUUUGAUGAAAAGAAUGGCACCUGGCUCUUCAACAUCUCUCGCGGCAUCGAUUUGGAGGCGGUGACUCCGCGUUUCUAUUCCAAGAGUAUUGGCUGCUGCAAAAAGUUUCCGGGGCGGAACAACAUUAUGGGAUUGAAAACCCUCCAGCACUGGCUGGGCGAGCUCUCUUCCGAGAUCAACGAUCGGCUGGAGAAGGACUUCAUCGAGAACAAUCGCAGGGCCAAGCAUAUGGUGGUGCAAUACGUGCAGGACAUUGACGGCGAGGAGGUGGCCAGCUCCCGCUCAACGGCUCUUAAGGAUUACGACCAGGAGUCCAUCGUAAAGUAUGCCCUGGACCUCAUUAAAGCCAAUACUAAGACCUUUCUGCGUGCCGGCAGCGAAUCCGUUUUGAACAACGCUAUUAAAUUCCUUGGCAUUAGUGUGGGCAAGUUUGAAACCGUCUCCAAUGCCAAGAACAAGCUGCAGGAGAUGUUUGCCAACCAGGCUGCCAAAAAACGAAGGGUCAGUGGGGAGGAGGCAGUGCAACCACCAAAGGUCCAAAUGCCAAUAAAGCCGAAGCAGACUGAGGAGUCCAAAAUGAAGAACUUCUUUGCCAACUACCUCCAAGGGGCUAAGAAAGAGGACACCAAGCCAUUUGAUAACUCUGGGGAACAGCUAUCUGAUGCGUCUGUUGAAGCUGCUCCAAAGAAGAGUUUCGUCGAGGAGUACAAGCAGAAACUCCAUGCGGCCACGAAGACCAAAUCAGAUGCAAAAAAAACGGUUCUCACCUCAACGCCGCCGGAGUUUAAAGAAAGUUUCUUUUCCCAGUACCUGAAACAACAAAAAGAGUGUCGUCAGCAGGAGUCUAAGGCAGCGGGUGACGACUCAUCAGAUAUGCAAGACUUGGCCGAAGAGUUGGACGCCAUUGAGGCUAGCAACACAAACGAUUUUGAUGAAGACACUGAAGAGGAGACCGAUUUAAUUGAAAGUAUCUCUAAAUCAGUGCCAAAGAAAUCUCCUUCCACGUCUAAAAAUGCGGCUGCGGCGGAUCAAACUUCCAAAGCUUUUCAAGGGGCGCAGCCAAUAUCUUCCAAAGCUACAAUAGAGAAUGAACUAUCCACAUCUAAUAAGGCGAAUAUGGAGCCUCCCGAUCCUAAGGCCCUUCCACUCACUGAAGAAGAACUGCAGCCUUCGACUUCAAAAAGGAAAUUCGACGAGCUUGACAGAAACUACAAGCAAAGCUACGCAGAGUUCGCUCUACCUGAGCUUCGAACCGACCUUCUACCGAUGAUCAAAUGCGAUCAGUGCGGAGCUAAUAUACCCGACGACGUCAAAUCCCUGCAAACGCAUAGAGACCACCACUUCGCCCAGGAACUGAGUCAUCAGCUGAGAAGCAAAGAGCGGGAAGAAAGGAUGCAAAGCCGCCAGAAGGUAUCUCCCAAACCGACGCCACCGAAGAAGAUUAAGAAGACGGCUGGUUCUAGUAGCACAAGCAAUACCACAGCUCGACCCACUAGCAGCAUAGCCAAGUUCUUCAACGCCAAGCGAACCCAGGAGCCACCAUCCAGCGAUGCUGAAAUGCAGCAGUGCACCGAGUGCAAGGCUUUCGUUAAGAGCGUGGACAUGCCGGAGCACCUGGACUACCACGUGGCCAGAAACUUGCAGCGAGAACUGAACCAGCAGGAUCUGCGCACACGGACCGCGGCUCUAAGCAAGGAAAAGACUUCCCCUGCUCAGUCGAAGAAGCAAAAACAUAAGCAUCUGAACACCACAAUUGCCGCUUCCUCAAGUGGAACCAAGACAAUUGCCCAGUUUUUCAGCCAAAGGAAUUGAUUGCUGGUCCUCUGUCCAGUAUAAGUAUUCCAAUCUAGACUAGUACCUAAGGAUGGACCAGCUAGAGGCUAACAUACGAACUUUUGAUUUCUUUAAGAUUUAGUGAAAGCUAAAUUGAGAACACGACUUUUGGUUUCAAAGAUGUAUUGAGCUUGCAAGAUUUAUAAAAUUUAUACUUUUUUUUUAAUUUCAUUAAGCCGAAGAAAAAUUGUUUAUUUGUGCAAAUAUGUAUUACAAAUUCGCAAAUCAGCAAGUUGAUUUGUGAAGCUUUUUUUGUUAAAUAUAAAUAUUGUGUUUUACGCAGUUAAAUGAUAAGUGAGUUUUUUGUUUUUGUAAAUUUAUUAACGUUUAUAAGCUGUAACGAGUAAGACGGGUAAUGAAACUCAAAAAAUACUAUUUGUACCUUCUUAAUUUUCUUUAACGUUAGGCUUAAGUACCAAUGUUGAUCAUUACCACUACUAUACAUUAAGAAAUAAAACCCAGAGCUCUGUUAAUGCUACAAAAAUGA